AAAGCAUCGUUUCUUCCACCCCAAAGGAACAGUUUUUACUGCACAACGAAUUCUCCAUUAGUCAACAUUGUUUUCAAUGAACGAAUAACUGAACGCCAGUCCUACUUAAGGGAUUCUCAUUGCGAUACCCAAAGACGCUUAUGCCAAACGUGCCUUCGCCGGUCCUGUUGGAGAGAAAGUGCAGCAAUGAAUUCUUCCUCGGAUACUUGGGAUCAGACCUUAGGAGAUGAGUUGGCCCAGAAAUGGGAGUUAUUGGGAGAUGCAAGCGCGAAUUUUAAACGCGCCAAAGUCAAGGAAUGUUGCGGUGUCGAUUGUUAUUCGAUCCCAAGCUGCAUUGAGUACUUCAGUGCAACGUGUCAGGCAUACACAAUACACAGUCAACAUAUACAGGAAGUGUGUUUACAAGGUAAAACACUCAAGUUUACACUCAAUCCGGAAUUCGAUCUCGCCAACGGUUCAUUUAUGUGUCAUUUGACCCAUGUUCCACCGGAAAAUUUGUAUACCAUCAAUACUUGGCUGGUAGUAAACGGUACGUGGAAAACGGACCCAGUCAGUCACGUUGUUUCGCUGAGGCCACCUAAUGGGAUAAGAGACACUCGUGAGGCUCACUCUUCCAAGGCAGUGAAACACUCGCGGUAUAGGAGAGCGGAAAGUAGCUGGAGUCGGAAUAUGAGAGGCAUGGUCCUUUUGUGGAAUGAUAAACUUCGUGUGGAACACCAGUCUUCAGCUAACUUAUGGGGACAGCUGAUACUGAAACGCAAAAAUGCAUUAGGUCAGUUUUAUGUAUACCGGCUCAAAUCCUUCGAUGAAUUUGGUCUGGCCCUACCUCAAUAUGAAAAGCAUCGUGAGGAAAAGUACGCCACGGUCCAAUUCACAACUCCAUUUCUUCACAAUACUGAAAGCUGGGGGAACGAAUCCUGUCAGUUAAAUAUCAGCCACAUGCAUAAAAGUCAACCCCUUUACGAUGAAACCAGUGAAAUUCCGAUUGUUCUGGCUUCACCGACUAGAAAAAAUGCAAAUGGGGCUUUCCAGUAUACGCUGAAUGGGGCACAGUUGGGUCCCAAAAUUCAGGUCACUAUGGAGGCUGAAAGCAAGCAUUCUCUGCUUCGAUCGGCACUCUGCAUCCAAAAUCUUCGGCUAUCACCAGUGUAUAAAACGACGGCAAAAAAUCAAACCGACUGGCUCCGGAGGCGAAUCGGAUUCAUCAUAAAUCGGGCUGGCAUGGAAUUAAAAGCCACUUCACGUUUGAUCAACACAGAGGUGGACACUGAUAGAUGUGAACGGACGGAAUCUUGGCGAGUAGGCAUUGAAGGUUGGGUGACGGAAAAGCCCACCUAUCUGGAUUUAUUGGUUGAACAACAAACUGAUCCGUCGCAAGGCACUGAUAAUGGGGAAUCAAGUGCCAGUUUGCCCAUACUGAAAGAGGAUAUUUUACUAUUACCUGGCCUGCAGCAGCAGACGUGGAACAGACCUCCAAAUCUCAAGGAAACACAAAGCCCAUUCACACUAGAAUUGGAUCUUGCAAAGAUCACGAAAGGGCAUCAGGUAGCUAACCGAACCUACACCAUCAAUAUAUAUUUGCGAGACUGCGCACAAAACUACCACUUGGAAACUAAUAUUGGCGACGAUUAUGUGAGCUCAGCCUCGUCGCAAGAAACAGAUAGACCGCUGGUGCCCGUUUUUUCUAUGCCACCGGAAAGAAUGUGGAAACUGGAGCGCCUGUAUUUACCCUUCAUACUCGUCUGCAUCGUCAUCGGGCUGCUUUAUCUCGUCCUUUUAACAGCUUACUGUUUUGUGCGGGCUUGUUCCGGCACUUCGAAGCACAGCAGUGCCGUCGCUCAUCAUCGAUCAACACGAACUGUUCCCUCAGUAUCCAUGUCUUCCUCUACGAGCCUUCUAAGUGGUGCAACAACACAACUACAAGGUUCAGAACCAAUGACUGCUGCUCGAAAAGUGCUCAUAAUGGUCUACUUGUGCUUCCGCGUAUUUUACACAUUUCUUUUUACAAUUAGUGUUGGUCUUUCUCUUAUAUUAAGUAUCGAAUCGAACUCAGCACGUGACUUCACAGCAGCACUGUAUAGCAAUACCGGUCAAAGUUCAUUUUCUCACACCAACGGACGACUCCCACCGAGGCCUUCGUCAUACGUGGUCACUCCGACUGAGGUAGAAAACCGAUGGUGGGAAUCGAAUUCGUGGAUGUUUGAAGCUGCAAGAAUGGAAGAUUUUGCACAUUCGGAACUACUUCGUCAGAUACAAAUAAUGAAUAAGCAGAUCGCUGAGUGUGGAGACCAGAUGAGUUUGAGUAAUCUCAAGCUGACGGAAGUGAUGCAUCUCCUCGGAAGCCAGAUCAGGAGUUGGUUGAAUCCCAAGAGUGAAACAAUUGGUCUGCUGCGCUUCCAAGUUGAUGCACCUCCCGAACCCGUUGUUGGGAAAGACGAUUUAAAGGCGCCUGACACACAACAAAUAUGGGCUACGAACCCAGUGUACGGCAACUUUUUGCCAGUGCAUCGAUCCACAUGGAAGCUGUUGGAGCAAGCCAACUGGAUGCCCUAUUUGGAUACGGUGGAUGUUCACCUGCAAAAGAUCCGCGAUUUACUGGACACUGAAGUCAUUGAUCAGUGGACACCAUUUGAUCGCCUGCUAAACAACCUUCUUGUUAACAACUGGGUAGCCCCAGCGAGGCGUUCGAUGAACACCUCCUGGACCCGUGUGGGCGACGCGCCAACCAGUGAGACAGGAUUAUUCGGAAUAUCUGAUAGCGAAUACUACAGUGAAAAUAUUGACAUUUCACCAUCGGACCCUAUGAACCAAAAACGGCAUAGAGAAGCAAGAGCUUUGAAACUGGCCAACUUUAUCGGAGUACCGCAACCGGCACACGCAAGAUUAUCGGGUGCUCGAAUAUGGAACAGCUUUCGCAGUCAAGUUUUCGGCCUGCCAACAUACUUUCACUACGAUAUUAGCGGAAAUUUGGACGUCGGCGAAGGUGAUCCACACAAGGCAAAGUUAUCGUCAAUGCGUUAUUACGAUAAGCGAUACAUGUUAUCCAACGAGGAUUGGCAACAUGUCUCUGGUGGAUUCCUUGAAGGAGGCAAACAUACAAUCCAACGACAUAUUCAGCAUGCACAAGGCCAACUGAGACUGAAUGUUGCAACAAAGUCAGGAGCUUAUUCGUCAAGCAACUACUUUCUGAGCCUCACUCAAGUUCGACUAUUGUUACUGCUGUUAGAUGCAGUCAUCAUUUUGGCUCGAUGUUGUCAGACAUACAGGUUUCUGCAAAGAUUCUGGUUUGGAAAACUAAAGCGCGUAAGCAUGGAUGCAUUACAUACGGAAGUGCCACUUCCGUUCAACAACGUCAACGAAAGUAAGGGGUCUGUGGUCAAAACUUCCGAUGAAGUGAAUGCUCUGCAGACUUCGUAUAUUUCGGAUCGAAACCCACUAACAUGGUCAGAUUCCGACGGAUACACACCACAUAUUCGUGACUCAAGUUUGCCGAUACUUGGUGUG
Molecule: messenger RNA, 3504 nt
Organism: Opisthorchis viverrini
Lineage: Eukaryota; Metazoa; Platyhelminthes; Trematoda; Opisthorchiida; Opisthorchiidae
Exons: 10
Source: RefSeq, a predicted model, not a curated record